Stylophora pistillata is the source of this 1534-nucleotide messenger RNA. Its product is annotated as polyglutamine-binding protein 1. Gene Ontology annotation, biological process: alternative mRNA splicing, via spliceosome. The record is from RefSeq and is a predicted model, not a curated record. Gene Ontology annotation, molecular function: protein binding; ribonucleoprotein complex binding. NCBI's taxonomy places the organism in Eukaryota, Metazoa, Cnidaria, Anthozoa, Scleractinia, Pocilloporidae. Gene Ontology annotation, cellular component: nuclear body; cytoplasm.
CAUAUUGAAAAUGUGCUUUCCUUGCCUUUUGCCGAUGCUUUCGUUCGUCCUGGGUUGAGAUCGUGUUGUUCGGUAAAUAGAUCGAAAAUGCCUCUUCCUCCGGCUCUUCAAGCUCGUCUUGCAAAGAGAGGGAUAAUUCAGAAAGAUAAAGAUAAAACUGAUGAACCAAGUAGAGGAGAUGGACCUGUCCAAGGCUGUCCAAACACAUCAAACCCAUAUCACACAUGUGUGGAAUAUUGUGGAAAAAGAUAUGGUGAAAAUGCAAUAGCUCCUCAAGUAAAGGAUUACAGUGCUGUACCAUUACCCGUUGGAUGGUACUUGGUACCAGAUCCCAAUAGUGGUUCCAGGUAUUAUUGGAACACUCUUACCAAUCAAGUGUCAUGGCUUCACCCAUUAGAUCCCGAGUCAGAAAUAACUCUCCCCUCAUCUGUGCUGGACAAACAAAAAGAGGAUCAAUCAGAAGUUCAAGCCAACAGAGAAAUCCUUGCACCACCAGGGGUGGACAUAGAACAAGAUAAGGAACAAGUAUUGAGUAUUGGCAAACAUCCCAGUCUUAUGAAGGGUUCACAAAAGCGACAAGAAGCAGCAGUAAAAAGAAAACUUGAUAAAGAUACAAGGGCUGAAAAGCGUAGAAAGUCCGAAGAAGUCGACCCCAUGGAUCCAGCAGCCUAUUCUGAUGCUCCAAGUGGAACAUGGGCAACAGGGUUACUCAAGAAGGGAGAAGCAAAGACAGGUGUAGAUACAACUGCUAAUGGACCAUUGUUCCAAAUGAGACCAUAUCCCAGUCCUGGAGCAGUGCUCAGAGCAAAUCAGCAACUAUCACAGAAAAGUGCUGUGGAGACAUCUGAGUAAACUUCAGUGAAAGUGCUUCACAGCUGAACUAUUUCCUUUUUUAAUGGAGUAGUGUUACAGAUUUUGAAAGAAGAAAACUUUGUUUUAUGACUCUGUAGAAGAUUAGUGUUGUGUGAAAGCACGGCUUGGUAGCUUUUAUUUGGAAGGUCAUACACUAGGAUUUUAACAGAAGAGCUCAAAGAAAGAACUACAUGUAACAGUAUUAUAAAUAGUACCACAACAAAGAACUGGCCCAGUAGCUUUUUGAAGAAUGACAAACAGAGGUUUUCACCAAAUGGCACAAAGUCAGAAAAUUUGAAUAACCGUGGGUAAGCUGUUUAAGCAUGGCCUAGAGAUGGGAAGAGAUGAAUCUUAAAGUCUUUCUCAUGAGAGCAAAAAAGAUGCAUUCGCAUAUACUGUGAAUGUUUCCAGUGUUUUUCAGCAUCAAUUCAUUAAAUAAUAUAGUUGGUUAUAUGGACUCUUGGUUUCAUCUGUCUGUAUAGUACAUGCAAUAUAUUGCAUGAAACCAGUAGUUUCAACAUGAACAUUGCUUCACUCUUGCUAUUCAGUGGUUUAGAGAUAAACAAUUUUUUUGAGUAAAUAUUUUAUUUAAGAAUGUCCCAAAAAAACUGUGAGAUGUUGAAAUGUGUGUCGCUUGUCUUUAUUUCCAAAUUAAGAAAUAAAGAGAACUUGUUAAACUAUG